AUGUCUGCUCUUCCAGAUGAGGUCAACAAUUCGUUGAUCAAUGUGCUCCAUGGGUUUGCAUCUGCCGAUAAUGAGACUCGUGCCGCUGCCGAGAAGGUCUUGAACCAGGAAUGGAUCACACCGGCUAAUAUUGAGAUCCUUCUAAUAUUUUUGUCAGAGCAAGCUUCUUCCUCACAGGAUCUAACUUCAAGUGCCUUAUCCGCAGUGUUGUUCAGAAAGCUGGCGCUGAGGGCGCCACCAUCAUCCAAGACCGUUAUUAUUGCAAAAAACAUCACACAACUGAGUACCAAUGGGCUCAAUCAAAUUCGUGCUACUCUUCUGAAGGGGUUCGUCUCUGAUAGACCAGGCAGUAUAAGACACAAACUGUCAGACGCUAUGGCCGAAUGUGCUCAGGAUGACCUUCCGGAAUGGCCUGAACUUUUGCAGGCUCUUAUUGAGGCAUUGAAAAAUCAAGAUCCCAACUUUAGAGAAUCGAGUUUUAGAAUUUUAUCCACGGUACCACACCUUAUCAAUAAUGUCGACGUUAUGAAUAUUCUACCAGUCUUUGAAGCAGGUUUCACUGAUCCUGAUGACAAUGUGAAAAUUGCCUCUGUCACUGCAUUCGUUGGAUACUUCAAACAAUUGCCAAAAGCGCACUGGUCAAAGUUGGGUGUUUUGUUGCCAAGUUUAUUAAAUAGUUUGCCAAAGUUUCUUGAUGAUGGGAAGGAGGAUGCAUUAGCAGCAGUCUUUGAGUCUCUCAUUGAGUUGGUGGAAUUAGCUCCGAAGCUUUUCAAGGAUAUGUUUGAUCAAUUGAUUCAGUUUGCCAACAUGGUCAUCAAAAUGAAGGAUUUAGAUACACCAGCAAGGACUACAGCUUUAGAGCUCCUGACAGUUUUCAGUGAAAAUUCACCUCAAAUGUGUAAGGCAAAUUCAAAUUAUGCCCAAACCAUGAUUGUGUCCACUCUGCUAAUGAUGACAGAAGUAUCUAUUGAUGAUGAUGAGGCUACUGAUUGGAGAGAAUCCGAUGAUGCAGAGGAAGAUGAAGAAGAAGUGGUUUAUGACCAUGCACGUCAAGCUCUGGAUCGUGUCUCGUUGAAAUUAGGUGGGAAGUAUCUGGCUGCUCCGCUUUUCCACUAUCUGCAGGAAAUGGUUGGAUCAUCUCAAUGGAGAGAACGUUUUGGUGCGCUUAUGGCUCUUUCCUCUGCUGCGGAAGGUUGUCGAGACGUGUUGAUUGGAGAAAUUCCCAAAAUUCUAGAUAUGGUUUUACCGUUGAUCAACGAUCCUCAUCCAAGAGUUCAAUAUGGGUGUUGUAAUGUUUUGGGGCAAAUUUCCACAGAUUUUGCUCCACUGAUUCAAAGGACAUCGCAUGACAGAAUCCUACCAGCAUUAAUCUCAAAGUUGACUAACAGCUCAAUUGACAGAGUCCAAACACAUGCGGCUGCUGCGCUUGUCAAUUUUUCGGAGCAUGCGAACCAGGCAAUUCUGGAACCAUAUCUAGACAGCCUGCUGACGAACUUGUUGACUCUGUUACAAAGUAAUCAACUUUACGUCCAAGAACAGGCUCUGACAACGAUCGCCUUCAUAGCCGAAGCUGCGGAGAAAAAAUUCAUCAAGUACUAUGAUACUUUGAUGCCACUACUGAUAAACGUGUUGAAGAUGGAUGUGAAUGGAGCAAACCGAGUUCUGAAAGGAAAAUGUAUAGAAUGCGCAACGCUGAUUGCUUUGGCUGUUGGGAAAGAUAAAUUUUCCGAAUAUUCACAAGUAUUGGUCGACUUACUGAUAUUAUACCAAAAUAACGGUAUUCAGGAUGAUGAUCCAAUCAAAACGUAUCUGGAACACGGUUGGAGUAGAAUUUGCAGAAUUCUGAGAGAGGAUUUUGUGCCAUUACUUCCAAUAGUCCUUCCGCCAUUAUUGGAAACCGCAAAGGCCACUCAAGACGUCAGCUUGAUUGAAGAAGAGGAAGCGGCCAAUUUUCAACAAUAUGUCGAUUGGGAUGUCGUUCAGAUUCAAGGAAAGCAUAUUGCUAUUCAUACUUCUGUACUCGAUGACAAGGUUUCUGCCAUGGAAUUGCUUCAAGUUUAUAGCACGGUCCUUAAGAGCUUAUUUGCUGGUUACGUGAGCGAGAUUAUGAAUGACAUUGCAAUUCCAUCCAUUGACUUUUAUUUACAUGACGGUGUUCGUGCAACCGGUGCAAGUCUAAUCCCAGUCCUGUUAUCUUGCCUGAUUGCAGCCGUUGGUUUACAAAAUGAAGAAGUACAACUCCUAUGGCAAUCAGCUUCAUCUAAACUUAUAUCUGGUAUCAUGUCUGAGCCAAUGCCUGAAAUCACUCAAAUUUACCAUUCUUCGUUAGUGGACACAUUGAAAACGAUGGGCACUGACUGCUUGACCGAAGAUGCACAGGUGAAGUUCACGAAGGGUCUCUCAGCUAACUUAACAGAUGUCUUCGAACGGGUUAAGCAAAGACACACUGAGGAUGACGAGUAUAAUGAGGAAUUAGAUCAAGAGUACGAGGAUUUCACCGACGAAGAUCUUCUAGACGAGAUCAACAAAUCAAUUGCAGCAUUUUUCAAGGCGAGCAAAGGGGACUAUAUUACCCAUUUCCAAAGCAUAUGGUCCUUGGUGGAUACGUAUCUGCACGAUAGUGAGAUCAUAUUGACGCUAUUCGCUCUAGUUGCUCUUGGAGACAUGGUACAGUACUGCGGUGAGCGCUCUGCACCUUUCAAAGACAGCUUUGUACCCAAGGUCUCUGGAUACCUCGUGUCGCCUGAGCCAAGUAUUCGCCAAGCUGCUGCUUACAUCAUUGGUGUGUGUGCUCAAUAUGCUCCAUCUACGUACGGUGACGUCUGUGUAUCCUCCCUAGAGACUUUGUUCCAAGUUGUCAGUAUACCAGAUGCCCAAUCAGAUGAGAACCAGACAGCAACAGAGAAUGCGAGUGCUGCCAUAGCAAAGAUUCUGCAUGCUUUUAGCGCAAACAUGCCUAACUUGGAAACUUACCUAGCUAACUGGCUGCGAACCCUUCCAAUCAUUGUUGAUGACGAGGCAGCUGCAUUCUCAUACAGAUUCCUAAGCCAUUUGAUCGACACAAAUUCACCCGUUGUCAGUGGACCUUCCAACAUCCCCGUGGUAGUUGACAACGUCGUGCAGGCACUUCAUCAUAAAUCCAUCUCGGGUAAAACUGCUGCGGCUGUGGUCGAAUCAACAAAAAGACUAUUAGGUACUUUACCUCAGGCGGAUGCCAUGGGUAUCUUGCAAAGAUAUCCAUCAGAUGUGAUGCAAACUAUUCAAGUAUGGUUCUCUUAG
This is a messenger RNA of Torulaspora delbrueckii, 3279 nucleotides long. RefSeq names its product importin PSE1 (gene PSE1). Gene Ontology annotation, biological process: protein import into nucleus. The transcript has a single exon. NCBI's taxonomy places the organism in Eukaryota, Fungi, Ascomycota, Saccharomycetes, Saccharomycetales, Saccharomycetaceae. Gene Ontology annotation, cellular component: nucleus; cytoplasm. The record is from RefSeq and is a predicted model, not a curated record. The coding region runs from base 1 to 3279 and encodes 1092 amino acids. Gene Ontology annotation, molecular function: nuclear import signal receptor activity.